CCGCUGCUGUUAGACUCGUUGGUGCCCAACAUGCUGCGUGUGAACCAGGAGCUGCCAGAACUCAUGUCUGAUGCUUCUGGAACAUCAGACACCUUGAGCUCUCCACUAUCUGGAGACUUUGGUGCUGUUGUUCCAAAGGUCAUAUGUGAAGUUAUAUACAUGGUGUAUCUGUAGCUAAAGUCAAAAUGUCAUGAGUUUGACUCCUUGAAUUCACUACUCCUAACAGUGUCGAUCAGCAGCUGUUUGGACAUCUCUCCACCUGUCUUGUGUCCAACAGUCGCUGGUAUGCUGAUGGUGUCCUACCACAGUGUGAGAGGUUCCUCCAAUUGGUCUCUCCACUGCUGUCAGACACGUUUGACUCGGAGCCGCCCUGCAUGCCGACUGGUAAACUGCAACUGUCAGAGAUGACGCCUGACCAAGCCACUGAUGCUCCUGGAGUGUCGGAGACCUGCGGUGCCGUUGCUGUGGUUCACAACAGGUUUGGUAACGGUUUGGGUAUGACUGGAAAUAUGAACACCUCCAAGGUAGGAGAAAUCUCUUCAUUUGUCAAGGAUUUCGCUGUUAUUGACACAUGUAACCAUUUAGAAAUAAUUGUGGUUUUGAAAAGCAAUCAAAAAACACAUCUGUUCUCUUCUCAGGUGACGGUGGUUAUGGAUGGUGCCUUUGUGUCUGUGUCCUGCUGCUCCUCUGAUGACACCAUAACUGUGAUCGUGAAAAUCCAGGAGGAUCUUCUCCUUUACAGUGAGCGGCUCCUCGUUUUUAACACGAUUGCGGUUCAAGCGAGGAGGACCUCUGAGGACACAUCCAGCCCUCACCUGGCAAUACAGCCUGUUCCUGAGAGUGACCAAAUUGUGGCAGAUACAGUCCAGCCCUCAGCACCAUUUACCAUCAAGCCAGUGUUGACCACCCUGAAGGAGACGUGGGCUUCUCUGCACAUGGCCUCUCAAACGCUGCACAUCUCACCUGUCAGCGCUGAUGACGUGACCAUUGUGACACGGGCUCAUGUACAGCAGCAGGUGAGUUCCUCUGAACAGUCACGGAGAACUCUUUGUGGUUUUUGGCUCAAUAAGCUGAGCGGUUGUAGGAGUCUGGGAGGUCUAAACUGCCCCACCACCAAUGAUCUCCUGCGCUUCUGCACUCUGAGGAGAUUUCAGCAGGUGUGACAGAGCAAGUGGGAUGCUGCAAAUUUGUGAAAAAAGAACCCCCCAAAAAACGAAACAACAAUAAUGUAACAUAUGUAACAAAUUUUGUAAAUAAUUUCUUGAUUUAUAAGUUCAUCUUUUGUGCAUCAACAAAUGUUUAUGUAUCAAAAGGUUUUGUUUCAGGAUCUUAUUUUUUUAUGUAACAGAGUUGUUACAAAUUGUAAAUAUGAUUAGUUAUCUGCUAAUUCAUUUUGUGCAGAAAAAAAUGUGUUGUGCAAUAUAAAAUAUUUUUGUGCAUGAAACAAUUUUGUGCGAGAAAAAAUAUUGUUAUGUAACAAAAUAUAUU
Messenger RNA from Triplophysa dalaica, 1488 nucleotides. RefSeq lists its product as uncharacterized. The transcript is spliced from 9 exons. Bases 375 to 1163 code for a protein of 262 amino acids. The record is from RefSeq and is a predicted model, not a curated record. Lineage: Eukaryota; Metazoa; Chordata; Actinopteri; Cypriniformes; Nemacheilidae.